Messenger RNA from Penaeus vannamei (Pacific white shrimp), 294 nucleotides. The record is from RefSeq and is a predicted model, not a curated record. NCBI's taxonomy places the organism in Eukaryota, Metazoa, Arthropoda, Malacostraca, Decapoda, Penaeidae.
AUGGGGCUGCUUACUGAUGAUUACCUCACUGGGGAUGCAGGACAAGUUAAACAUAUUUUUAUUUCAAUGUCAUUGUCUUUGCAGCAAUCACACUGGCCACAACAUAUGGCAGUUUGUGGUCAGAAUAGUGACAGUGGAGGUGGUGAAGGUGGCCCAGAUUCAGUUAAUGGUGAAGCAAGUGGCCAUUCUUCCAGGGUCUCAACUCCUCAGAACUUGGUAGUAACACAGCAAUAUGUGGAUGAGGAAGGAGCAGUAGCUUUGGCAGAGGAACAUCGCAGAAGGAAGCAACGAGAG